AUGGUGGCCUCUGUGAAACGUACGGUAAGAAUCAAGACACAGCAAGCUAUUUUGCCGGAUGUCCCGCCUCCCGUCGAAAAUUUUCCCAUGCGCAAAUGGAGCAUUGAAAUCUUUCUACUAGAUGAGCAAGGAAAUGAAAUUCCAGCAACAGUGUUCGACAAAGUCGUCUACCAUUUGCAUCCAACCUUUGCCAACCCCACCAGAACCUUCACAGAGCCUCCAUUCAAGAUCGAAGAGCAAGGAUGGGGUGGCUUCGAGCUUCUAAUAAGUGGACAUCUGUUGGAAAAGGGUGGCGAACGGAAACUCACCCACGAUCUACAUUUCAUGAAAGAGGUUUAUGAGGCCGACCAUGUCAUUCAGAUCCCCGUAAACAAACCACUGUUGAAGGCGGAGCUAUUGAAAAGCGGACCAGUAGAUGAAGUCGCCGUCUCUGCGGCUGCGACACCUACGGCAACUGCUGUGAGUAGUGGCGAAAAGCGGAAAGCGGCCACUGUAGCAGAAUCCAAGAGCAAGAAAGCAAAGACCGGCACAGGCAGUGCAGUUAAGGGUAGCGUUGAUCUGGAGAAACUUGCUUUUGGCUUGACUAAAUUGAAUGAAGAUGAUUUGGUUGGCGUCGUGCAGAUGGUAACGGAUAACAGGACGUCAGACAUGAACAUCACUAAUAAUAUCGAGGAGGGUGAGUUCAUCAUUGAUCUUUACAGUUUACCUGAAGGUUUAUUGAAGAGUCUCUGGGAUUAUGUUAAAAAAAAUACGGAUUAA
Molecule: messenger RNA, 759 nt
Organism: Lachancea dasiensis
Lineage: Eukaryota; Fungi; Ascomycota; Saccharomycetes; Saccharomycetales; Saccharomycetaceae
Source: the annotation of a GenBank genome assembly